Arachis duranensis is the source of this 1804-nucleotide messenger RNA. Its product is annotated as probable transcription factor KAN2. The transcript is spliced from 6 exons. Gene Ontology annotation, biological process: abaxial cell fate specification; regulation of DNA-templated transcription. The coding region runs from base 203 to 1363 and encodes 386 amino acids. Gene Ontology annotation, molecular function: transcription cis-regulatory region binding. The record is from RefSeq and is a predicted model, not a curated record. NCBI's taxonomy places the organism in Eukaryota, Viridiplantae, Streptophyta, Magnoliopsida, Fabales, Fabaceae. Gene Ontology annotation, cellular component: nucleus.
UUUGUGUCUCUUUAAUUCAUCGAUCCCCACCACCACCCUCACCCUCCACCCUUUGUUUCCUUCUCUCCUCUCCUCUCAUCUCAUCUCAAGUGUCAUUUUCUCACACAUACUUCACUUCUCUCUCUCUCUCUCUCUCUCAAAAUCCCCCUUCUUCAUCUUCUUCGUGUUCUUGUUCUUGUUGCUGUUGUUGAUCGAGAUAGAGAUGGAGUUGUUUCCAGCACAACCAGACUUGUCCUUGCAAAUCAGCCCUCCAACAGGGAACGGCACCGCCAAACAACAAGAAGUUGAUUUGGGGUUCUGGAAGAGAGCCUUGGACUCUUCUAGAACCUCCUUUUCUUCUUCUUCUUCUCCUUCUCCUUCUUCUUCUCUCCCCAAACCCACAUCAUACUUCGACCUCUCCCUCUCCAACCCAAGGCCUUCUCCCUCAUCACACUACUUCAAUAACACCGCCACAACCACCCCCACGAAUAAUCAUAAUCUCUUAUUUCAAUCACUGCAGUACUACCACCACCACCAUCCACUGUUACAGCCGCAGCCACAGUCGCAGCCGCACACCCUCAGCCAGGAGCUCGGCUUUCUCAGACCAAUUAGAGGGAUCCCGGUGUACCAGAACCCACCUUCUUUGCCAUUCCCGCAGCACCACCAUCACCACCAUCAUCUUCUAGAACCUUCAUCUCCUCCCACCACCGCCAACGCCGGCGCUUCCACUCAUCACUUUCAGUCCCAGGCUUUGAUGCGGUCGAGAUUCUUGUCGCGAUUCCCCGCCAAACGGAGCAUGAGAGCUCCAAGGAUGCGCUGGACUACCACUCUCCAUGCUCGCUUUGUUCAUGCCGUUGAACUCUUAGGUGGCCAUGAAAGGGCUACACCAAAAUCAGUUCUUGAACUAAUGGAUGUCAAGGAUCUCACUCUAGCACAUGUUAAGUCACAUUUACAGAUGUACCGGACGGUGAAAACUACAGAUAGAGCAGCGGCUUCUUCAGGGCAAUCUGAUGUAUACGAUAAUAGAUCAUCGGGUGAUACAUCUGAAGACAUAAUGUUUGACAUAAACUCACCAUCAACAAGGAGGUCUGAUCUAUCCGUUAAGCAGGGAAGAACAGAUAAUAAUAACAAUAACAAUCAUCUUAAUCAAGAUAAAGAAUAUCGUGGCCUUUGGAGUAACUCUUCCAGGGAAGCUUGGUUGCAUGGGAAGCCAAAGCUUGAUUCUGUUGGGAACAACGUGCAUUCCCUUGAGAAGGAAAUGGAUCCAAAGUGUGUAAGCUAUGAGAGAAUAUCAGAUGGAAGCUCAUCUUCAAACGUGUCAGCAUCAACAAGCCCCAAGAAACCUAAUUUGGAUUUGGAAUUCACAUUGGGACAACCACUUUGAGAUAUUAUUAAUUAUUAUUAUUAUUAUUAUAAUUAUUCUGAUUUUCUGAAUAUAUAAUAAUAAUUUUUAUUAAUUAAUUCAUCUUUGAAUGAAAUCAUCAUCACUAUAAUGAAAUGUUUUCUAGUGAAAAUGAAAGACCUAGCUAGAGAGAGAGAGAGAGAAUUAGAGGAACCUGCUCUUCAGAAUAUCAGAGAAAGAGAAAGCCAUAAAAGAAAACAAAAAAGAAAAAAAAAAGCAAAAAAAAAAGGGUGAUGAGCUUAAAGAAACACAAGGAGACAAGAAAGACAGAAAGCAAGAAAAGAGAGAGAAAGAGAGGGUAGGGGGAAAAAGCAAACCCUUCCUAUCACACCUCUUUGUGUAUGUUAGAUCCAAAUCAAAAACAUUAUAUUAUAUUUUUCUUUGGUAAAUAUAUGGAAAUUAAAAUCUAAUUGAUUUGUAUUU